This is a messenger RNA of Loa loa (African eye worm), 3789 nucleotides long. RefSeq names its product UNC84A protein. Gene Ontology annotation, cellular component: nuclear envelope; meiotic nuclear membrane microtubule tethering complex. Gene Ontology annotation, molecular function: protein-membrane adaptor activity. Gene Ontology annotation, biological process: nuclear envelope organization. Bases 78 to 3653 code for a protein of 1191 amino acids. The transcript has 31 exons. The record is from RefSeq and is a predicted model, not a curated record. Lineage: Eukaryota; Metazoa; Nematoda; Chromadorea; Rhabditida; Onchocercidae.
UUUCAGCACAGUCAAUUCAGUCAAUCAGUUAUUCAGUAAAAUUCAGCAAACGGUUCGUGUAUAUAUCAGCAAGAAAAAUGGGAAUUUUUGAGAGAGAACCAACUAUCGGUAAUUCAAAUUUGACACAGUCUGAUCUUGAUCGAUUGCUUGAUUUAGACGACACCUAUCGUACAGACUAUACCUAUGUGACGUCCAAAAGCUACCGGCUGAAUGGUUCAGAUGAUUAUGAAACUCCUCGCAUGUCUAGAUUGCCUUUGAAUUAUUACAGGCGUAAGUGGGCAUUUGAAAAAGCACGAAAAGCUGGUUUACUUUACUACAUGUACUUUUGUACGUGUGACUUUGUGAAUGAGCUGAUGCCAAGGCCUCUGGCAAUGAUUUUUAAUACUGCUAUCACUAUUUUACAUUUCAUCGUUCGUUGGUUAUGGUAUAUCAUUAAUGAAAUAUUUCCAAAUCCGGAACACUUCGCAGUUACGCGACGAUUACAUUUGGAAUCAACACCCUGUCUUGAACAACACAAGCAGAGUCCAAGAGAAUUCGAGAAAUCAAGGGGGCCAUCUCCAAUGCGAAGCCGAGAAACAGUGUGGCAUAGUCAAAUGACAUCACUUAAUUCUUUAGCUAAUAGGCUAAAACAAUCAUUUACCAACAUGAUAACACUUGGCUAUCUCUCUGAAGGUGAAGACCAAAGUGGAGCCAGACGAAGACGGAGGAAUUUGGAUCACAAUGAUGAUUAUGAUGAACAUAAAUGGCAUGGGUAUUCUUCAUUCAACCCAGUAUACGGCUUAACUCGUAAUGUGCAACGACGUGUAAGAACUAGCAGUUACGAAUACUCGGAAGAUCGUGGACCAGAAGUCAACAAGCAGUCAGUUCCUAAUGUGAAAUUGUCCAGAGGAUUUGUGGAAUCACUGUUCUUCAAAUUAUUUUACCUUACAUUUAUGGCAGUGCUCUCACCAGUAAAAACUUUCGAAUUUACCACUGAAAAAAUUAUUUGGAUUUUGCGUCAUUUUAGUCAUUCAACUUAUGAUCUCCGCAGUCGUAUCGUAUACAAGAAUCUAUCACUUGAAGGGACAUUACCAUAUACUAAUCGUCUUGCAAACUUUUUGUCUGAAAUUACCACAUCAUGUUUCCUCACUUUCUUCUUUCUGAUAAGAAAAAUAGUCUUCCUACCGCUUACCAUGUUCUCCAGUAUUAUUAGUCGACUUCUCGGUCCAAAUCGAUCGAACCAAUCCCUGCAACAACAGGCUGUCGGGACAUCACCACGACAUGGACAUUACUUAUCCUUUCAGAUCUUUCAUUUUUUGAUCGAUCAUUUGUACUCAUGCGCAACUGGUUUCAUUUUUUUCUUCGUCUCCUUGCAGUUAUUGCCAUUCUAUAUCGCCGAAAGUGUUCGAAAGCGCGCAGCUUAUGCGCUGGCUAAUAUAUUUGGACCAAGAGCCGCACUGCUUGUCGGUUACGAAGAAGUAAGACCGGUUAAAAGGAAAGGAUUAACCACCGAUCUCGAUUCUCCAACUGCUAAAGGUCGACAAAAAGUGAUUGAUAAAGUUGCAUUCAAUAAAAGUCAGCUUCUUCCGACUCGAGGUUCAGUAAAGUGCUCUUCGGCAUUCUGGAAAUGGUUAUUUCCCUUGCUUAUCUUACUGUUACUGCUCAUUAUGUUUCACAAAGGACAUGAUGCCCGAGGUGAUCUAAUGAUAGGUGUAGCGGAGCCGUUUGACCAAAUCCAACAAAAUUCUUUUAGUGGAUGGAAGCAGAAAAUAGAACGUGGCCUAAAUUUGGUAUUCAGAAAUGUUUCGUAUUUACUAUCUGUUGUAUUCCAUUUCUUGUAUGAUCUCUUACUAUAUCCUGGAAAGCUAUAUGGCGCAAUGGUGCAUCCACGGGAAUCUCUCGAAAAACUUGUCCAGUUACCGAAAUAUGUUUAUAUGGCUGGUCAAUCAGUGGGUACAAAAGCCAUGGCUAAUAGAUGCAGUUAUAAUUUUUUAUGUAGAAUUCCGAGGGAGCUAUAUAGUUUUGGAGAGCUGGCAAUCGUUCAUUUCUUCGAAAGGGUCAGUAUAUUAGGUUCCAGUGUGUGUGGCAUCAUCCAACGGAUGUCCGCUGUUUCGGAAUGGAUUCAAAUUGGACUUAUUUCUGAAAACAUUGUGGAAAUGAUCUUGUUUGUAUGGAAAUUAAUAAGCUCUGCAAUACAAAUUUUAUUGGCGUUACCAUCACACUUUAUUUCAACAAUCACCCAAUUUAUGCCGUUUGUGAACGAGAAGGCUAUAAAUUCGAAAGGUAUAAUUAAUUCAGAGGGUUUUAAUCAGCAACAAGCUCAAUGGAUUUUGGAACGUCUAAGACAUGAAAAGGAACUAUUGGAAUUGAAAGUGUUGCAGUUGCGUCGAGAACGAGAAGUAGAGGAAGAUCGUUACAAAAACAUACAUAAAGCAUUAAAAAUCGUCGAAAAAGGUCCUGCUGUGUCUCCAGAUAAGAGAUUAAAAGAAUCAUUACUAGUCAAUGAUGAAUCGUCCCAGCACAAAAAUAAUCAAGAUUUUCUAAACUAUAUGACUAACUUGAGAAAAUCAGAUGAUGAAGAAUUGAGAAAGCGUUUAUUUUCCAUUGAAAGACGUUUGAUGGGACGACUGGACACUCUAUCAGAAAAAAUCGAGAAUGAAAUUGCCCAAAAAAUAAUCCGCACUUCCGAACAACCUAAUGUGAGGUGGUCAGCUUUGUCCAAUGAACUAUCGGAACUUUCAUCUGCAGUUGGAGAUUUGCGCAUUCAGUUUGAUGAACUUCGUCGAGAGAAGAAAGCCAAAAUUGCACAAUUCGCUCAUUCAAUAAUGUCUCGGGAUAUAAAACAAAGUGAUGAUUUGAACGUAUUGAAAACUGAAUUGAAUAAGAAAAUUAAGGAUGACCUUGAUAAGGAACUUUCAUUCAGUUUAAACCGUUUCGAAAAAGCAUCGCUUGAGGAGCGAGAAGCAUUUCGUUUGGAAAUUAUGAAAGCAGUGGAGAAUCGAGUUGUUGCUCUUUUUGCAAGUCACGUAGCUGAAAAAAGUGAUACCGUUUCCGAAACUAAAUUAAGUUCUGUUCUCGGACUUUCGGAAUCCGAUUUUACGAUGAUAAAAAGAAUGAUCACUGAUGCAUUGGAUACGUAUGAUGCGGAUAAGACGGGUAAAGUAGAUUAUGCACUGGAAAGUUCAGGUGCAUCUGUUGUAAGUACGCGCUGUACGGAGCCAUACAAGGAAAAUUCACGAGUGGAAUCAAUUUUUGGAAUCCCGCUCUGGUAUUCUUCUUAUUCACCGAGAGCUGUUAUUCAGCAUCGUCCCUUGGCAGCUGGUGAAUGUUGGGCUUUUCGUGGUAAAGGAUACCUAACAAUAAAGUUAUCGCAUCCAAUUUAUGUCACAGAAAUUAGCUACGAGCAUUUACAUUCAAAUUUGCAUCCAGAUGGAGUUUUGAAAAGUGCACCGAAACUUUUCCAAGUUUACUCUUACAAAGCAGUUGAUGAUUUCAAAUCAAAGUUCUUAAUUGGACAAUAUGAAUAUGACAUUAAGGGAAGAGCAUUGCAAACAUUUCAUGCACAGAACGAGCUCAAAACGCCAGUAUCAAUAGUUGAAUUGGUGGUGCAGUCAAACUGGAAUUCAGACUACACAUGCUUGUAUCGCUUUCGUGUACACGGGCGAAAGGCAUAAGUGUGGAUAUUCAAGUGAAAUUUAGUUCUCCAUGCCAUCCAGUCUUAUUUUUUAUGAUAAAGCUUUUCACAGUCAAAUUUUAUGAACAUGUUGAAAUAAUUACAUCCAUGCCCUUGAGAAAUAAGAGAAAUAAGUC